Messenger RNA from Camponotus floridanus (Florida carpenter ant), 1456 nucleotides. Its product is annotated as CUE domain-containing protein 2. The transcript has 5 exons. Bases 145 to 1008 code for a protein of 287 amino acids. NCBI's taxonomy places the organism in Eukaryota, Metazoa, Arthropoda, Insecta, Hymenoptera, Formicidae. The record is from RefSeq and is a predicted model, not a curated record.
CCCUCUCCCUGUCAACUGUCAAAUCGACGAGCGUUGUUUGUAUACGGAAUUUAUCUCGCGGUUUCGCGUCGUCGUGAGGGAGAAAGAGAAAGACAGAGAGAGACUCCCGAUCGAGAUCGAGUUGUGUAGCUUUAGGGCAUCAGGAUGAGUCGUACGAUGGAUGAGAAGGAGGAAUUGGUGAAGAAGGCCUUAUUUAGUUUCGUUAGGAAACAGGUGCCCACUGCUCAAUUGAGUUUAAUAGACGACAUUGUACUAAGUUAUGUAGUGAGUAUAGUAGAAGAAAGUGCGUUGGAGGAAAAUUUAGAUGUGGAUGGAUUGUGCGAGAUGGUAUCCGCUUGCCUUCCCGAGUUUUCCACUAUCGAAAAAGAAGCUGUAUCAAAAUGGUUGCUGGACGUGGAAAGUAAAUUGAAACAAGAAAGUAAAGAUAGUGAAAAUUGUCAAUCUCACAGCGAUCCAUUGAAUCACAUCAGCCUCUCCGCUCUUUUGCCAGCUGGUACGCAAAGAAUGCGCAUUCAUCAUCUCUCAGAAACGAGCGAUGCCGGUAGUGAUUCUAGCGGAGAAUAUUUUUCGGAGGAAUCUUCUUGGCAUCAGGUUGCUCUGUUGCAAGAGAUGUUUCCAGCAGCGAGCACUGCUGAAGCCAGGCAUUGUUUGGCGGUGGCCGGGGGUGAUAUAGCAAAAGCCGCACAACUGGCGUUACAUCGUCAGGAAGCAGGUCAAAGUAUCGUGAGCAAUCUUACGUUUUUAACGCCCAAUGGUCGUAAUAAAGCGAGAUUGAACGACGAAGAGCUGAAAUCUCGUAUCAUAGCACGAUAUAGUUACGUCGACAGAGACGAUGAUUGUCGUGAACAUCGUCCAGUAGCGCCAAAAACAGAGCCCAAGAAACUGGUACGAUAUCUUGAUAAUAAGAUCGUAAGUGUAAAGGGUGAACGUUAUACGGAAGUGCGAAGGGGUGGCGAGGACGAAGAUGGUAACGAAGGUGGUAGAAAGAGAGGUCAUUGCCGUCCGUAACCAGUCCCUUUGCCUCCACCCCCUGAUCCACCCCCUUGGAGGCAUCUGAUUUUCGAUUGAAUUUUAGGUCUUUUCCAUCUUACUCGUAUAGGAAUAUAGACAAAAUAUCGAAUUUAAACAGGCGUAGCAUUUUUGACGUUUAAUUUCUAUAUAAUGCAGCCUACGCAACUCUUGGAAUCUCUCACAUGUUUGAACAUUAAUUUGUUGAUUAAUUUACUGCUGUAUUAUAUAUAUGACUAUAAUUUUUUACGUUAUUAGUUCCAGUGGAUUCGAUUAUCAAUCAUUUAAUGAAAUACCGUUUUUUCAUUUCUGUGUAUAGAUCAUAUUUCUUCGAUCGAGCGUGCAAUGGCCGUUAAGAUAUUUAUAUCUGUAAUUAGAAUAUAUAUAAUAUUACACAAAUGCAUUAGUUAUUUUGUUCUAUUAAUAAUGGUAUUAUCAAAAUUGCAAA